AUGCCCGUGCUUGCUGAUGAUCUUACAACUCUGCGUGCAACUGCCUGUCGAACCAGCUGUCCCAUGCGUUUCUUCUACGUGCCGGACGCAAACGGACAACUUGUGAAGGCGGUCCCAUGCUACUACGCUUACCCGGCGGACUUCAUUGAAGCAUGUCGUGCUACUGCCACCAUGCAGACUGGGACCAAGAGACCCUGCACCACAUGCUACGUGGAGGAGGAUGAUCUGGCAAACCUCAAGCUCAAAUCUACCAUCAGGACCCCUGCUUCCCAGGAGCAUGCGGUGCAGCAGAUUCUAGCUUGCAAGACCGUGAAGGCGGCUGAGAAAGUGCAGUCGGAAUGGUCAACACACCCGAUUGAGUGUGUGCUCAGCAGGUGGAACUUCUCGGACACCGAGUGGGGAAACCCAUAUGGGGCCAGCGUGGCUGACACUAUACAUGUGCUGGACUCCGGUGUUGCUCUGCACAUGAUCGAGUGCCACAUCGACACUCUCAGCAAGCCCGAGCGGCGCACGGUAGAGGGGAGAAAGAAGACCACAAAGACAGAGACGCCGAGCACAGUGCUCCGGCUGCCGGGAGGAUCCUCGUAUCUGGCCAGUGGUGCCAACUACGCCGCGUUUGAGCACCGCGCCAUGAUGCAAGUCAUGCCGAUCCUGGUGGCGGACAAGGGGGCGCUUGGGAAGGGGCCGGACGCAGAGCUGAGGGCUAUGAGAGUGCGUGCUUUCCGGUUAUACGCAACGUUCUACAAGGCCUUUCUUGGCGUGGAUGGUCACACGAGGGCGUCGCUCGCACACGCAAGGGAGCUCGCAUACAGGCUGGUCGACCUUCUCCCACGAGCAUACCCAGAUCAGAAGUCGGGAUGGCGGUUCCCUAAGGUGCACAUGAUCAAGCACCUGCUGGAGAAUGUGAUUCUCAGGGGCAUGCCCCACCACUACAACACGGAGCUGUGGGAGCAUACACACAAGGGCACGGUCAAGGUGCCGGUUCGGGGCGGCAACUGGAAAGACAUCCCCCGGAGGAUAGUCGAGGAGGAGGUGCAACGGGAGAUCUGCCGGGAGGUGGCGGCUGAUGCAGGCGGCGGGUGGCAGUACACCACUGCUCUCAGAGAUGCUGUGCGGACCAAGAAGCCGGUCCUCACGAGGAAGGGGCGGCUCAUGGUGCCUGGGGCGGAGGAUGAUGCAGUUUUGGCGAUGUACCACGCGUCGCACGGUGACGACAUGAAGGAUCUAGUGGGAUGCAUGCGAUCGGCCGGGGUGAAGACGGAGCGCGUCCAGGCACACACCGCCGUGGCGAUUCCGCGCACGCGUGGGGGGGCGUUGGUGGCCAAGGGCACGUUCGUGAAACCGAGCCUGGGGGAGAAGUGGUUUUCUGAUGUGGCACUGUUGGCGCCUAAAGGGGGAGAGUGGUUUGCCAAGGUGUUGUGCAUCUUCAAGGCGGCUGGGGAUGAGGGGGAGCCGAAGGGCUACAUGUACGUGCGGUACUAUGAGCAGGCUGGGCUCUGUCCCCUGACCACAUGCAUCCAGCUAACACCCCACCGGAUGGAGACGAGGUUCGCUGUGGUGGAGGUGGCCACGAUCCUGAGGGUGGUGCACAUUUGUCGGAGCUUCAGCAACCCCAAGACGUCAUACGACAGCAUGGCCGCGAUAGUGACUCUCCUGGAGGCUCUCAAAGCCCAUCCUGACGAUGUGUACUUGUUCUCCGAGUUCCCGUUCAUACCUACGAGGCUCCCGGUGUCGGCGGUUAUGGACGCGGAGCUCGGUAUAGCGCGCGAGUGGCAUAUGAUGGUGGGUUUGCUGGUCAACGCUUCUGGCUCCAAGUGGCGUCAUCCGCUUGUGGUGUUGAGGCGGGAUGAUGGCAGGGCCGUACACAAUGGGCGGCGUCGUGAGCAUAAUGUCGUGGUGCGCUACGCAAAGCACGGCCGCAUGUCGUCUGAGCUAUUCACGGAGCACAUGGUGAAGUUUGACGGGGAUCUCUUCGCAAAGAACGAGCGCGCAAUUGUUCUGGUGUACGACCCGAAGCACGAGCUGACUGGUUGUGUGUUCGAGUCGGAAACCGUUGCCGGGUUUGCGGCGCAGAAUCUCCUGAGUGUCAAGGUGGUGCAGCUUUACGGCGGGCCGCCCCGGUGCAGCAUGCCGUCGACGACCGGGGUGGUUGAUACGGUGAAGGCAAUACACCGAUACUGGUUCAUGAAGGACGCUAUGGACAGCAACGAGUGGAAGAAGAAGGGAGAGGUACCUCGACCGUCACUCCCAGACGUGCUGAGGAGGCUGGCGUGCAAGUUGACGUCGGAGACGGCUAUUCAGAGGAGCUGGUGGCGCGCGGGCUGUGUGCCGACGGCGUGGGUGUCGCUGAUGAAGCGCCUGGAUGGCGCUGGCGCUGCUUUGAUGUUUGAGCCCAUUGUUAGCGAGCUUACAAUGCUGCAGAUGGCUAUUGAGAAUUUUAAGAGGGCCCCUGCUAUGUAUAUGACGUCGUGGGAUUUUGUGGGCUGCGACGAGGACCUGCUCAUCAAGUGGGGCGUGAUUAAGGCGGAGGAUGAGGAGGACGAGGAGGAUGAUGACGAGAUACCGGCGUAUUUUUGUAUCCCUGAAGGGCCACUGUAUCGGGACGUUCGCAGCCGGCGCAGGGUCGUGCGGAUGGUGGCGGGCGAGUACAGCCAGCAGGCGGGCAAUUUGGGCAUACCAGUGUCCCAGGUGCCCGAGGCGUUGGGCGCGCAUAACGAGGAGGUGAUAAGCCGCCUUCGAAGGACGCCUACUAAGCGUGCUCGUAACGGACCUGCGGUGGGCGGCCAGCCUGGUGGGUUGGUCGAGGCGCAGGAAGCUAGUGUGGUGUGCGACGAUUGUUUGCCAGGCGGAAGCCUCUAG
Closterium sp. Yama58-4 is the source of this 2859-nucleotide messenger RNA. NCBI's taxonomy places the organism in Eukaryota, Viridiplantae, Streptophyta, Zygnematophyceae, Desmidiales, Closteriaceae. The record is from the annotation of a GenBank genome assembly.